Messenger RNA from Parastagonospora nodorum SN15, 2271 nucleotides. RefSeq lists its product as hypothetical. The record is from RefSeq and is a predicted model, not a curated record. The coding region runs from base 1 to 2271 and encodes 756 amino acids. The transcript has 6 exons. Gene Ontology annotation, biological process: DNA-templated transcription. Gene Ontology annotation, molecular function: zinc ion binding; DNA binding. NCBI's taxonomy places the organism in Eukaryota, Fungi, Ascomycota, Dothideomycetes, Pleosporales, Phaeosphaeriaceae.
AUGUCCAAGGGGACACUCACGCUUCCCCGCCCGUUCCAACCGAUGGCAACGCGCAGCACGCGCCACCACGGUCUCGAUGCAGAAGCCCAAAGGAAGCUUGCGGAGGUCAAGGAGAAGAUGGGUGACCUAGAGCGGAGUCUUGAAGAGGAUGUUCUACGGCGCAGUCAAGAAGAGAGCUACAGUGAUCAAGAGGAAGACGAGGAUACGAGAGAUUUGAACCCCUCAAACUUCAUCAGCGAGGAUGCUGUGUAUUAUGAAGGUGACGCAGAUGACGAUAUGGUCGACCUAGGAAUUGCCAUGGGCAGGGUGAGAAUCACAGAGCGAAUCGGUGGUUUGGUGCGUCCAAGAUUUGCAGACGAGAUGGCUCAAGCGCUUAAAGAGCUCCCCAAGAGCGAGCAUCCAAGACCCAAUCCAGUGCUCGAACAAGAUCCACGGGAAUGGCUGGCGCCCAGCCGAGACUACGUCGCCCCGUCGUCGAGUUUUUUCUUCGCUCCCGGCAUCGAGAAGACUUCUCUCACGACGUUCCUUCCAUCGCGGUCAAUGGUCGACAAACUGAUUGCACACUACUGGGAGGCUGUCCAUGUAGUCGCCAAGGCCGUACAUCGUCCAUCAUUUGAAAGGCAGCUCGAAAACUUCUGGUCUAAUGUGACUGCGGGUAUUGAGCCUCGCUUGUCAUUCCAGGCUGUUGUUUUCGCUGCACUGCUCAGCUCGAUCGUUUCUAUGCCCGAAAGUAGAGUCACCGCAGAGUUUGGUGUAGACAAGCACAGCCUCGUGGAUAAUUUCCGGUCAGGCACUGAGUCUGCAUUGGCUCGAGCGAACUUCCUUCGCACUACGAAAAUGGAAACAUUGCAAGCUUUCGUAAUGUAUCUUAUCGUGCUUUGUCGCAGCGAGGUCUCACGUGCCCAUUCUGCACUGACAGGAACAGUCAUCCGCUUGGCUGAGUGCAUGGGCCUGCAUCGUGACCCAUCAAUCUACAGUACCUCUCCUGUAGAGAUUCAGGUCCGACGUACCCUCUGGUACCAAAUAUGCUUCCUUGAUCUCCGGACCUCCGAAGCCACUGGCCCACGCCCUCAGAUACGGCAUGACGAUUACGAUACCCGAUUUCCUUUGAAUCUUGACGAUGAAGAUCUCGAUCGUGCCGAAAACGGCGAUGAUACAGUGGAUGCGAGGAAAGACAGCAAGCAAUUCACUGACGCAACUCUCGUGCGCAUGCGCUUUGAAUGCUACGAGAUGCACCGCUUCCUAUGGAGCGAAAGACCUAAACUGGAUCAGAGACGAGCAAAUGGGGAGCGAAAAGUCACGCUUGUAAGUUUGCUUGCUCGCGUUCAAUCUUUUAAAGCGGCUAUGGAGAAGAUAUAUCUGCCGAUGCUGCGAAAGGGUGAGCCAUCACAUGCCCUUGCCUCUGAGAUAUAUGGUAUCUUGUCGGAUAGGUUUUACAUUCUGCUCCUCCAGAAGUACUUGAGCUCGGCGAGGAAGAUGCCAGACCGUCUACGGCAACUCGUCAUGAGUGCUGCGGUCUCCGAUCCUAGAGCAUUCGAUGGUUAUUUGAACAGCAACCCCGCAUUGUCUAUGUAUUCCUGGACCGUGUCUGGAGAUGUCUGGACUUUGCUUUCGGCCUUCCACCCAGGUGGAUCAAACAUCGAGAAAACCAGAUACAUUCUCGAAGAACUCGUGGAAAAGUCCAGAAUCUACGCAGGCAUGAAGAGAGUGCGGGUCCCAAAUAACAUGCCACAACCCCAACCCCGAAAACACACUCCAGGCUACAAAGCCAGAGAGCAAGAAGAACGAGCACGCAGCGGAAGCGUCCCCUCGGACUUCAGUAGUCCCCCCGGGUCCAACCAACACCUCAGCACCGGAUACGCCGCACAGCGCACCCCAUCCCCCCAAGCAACACGCAUAACCCCACAGCAGCCCAACCUUUCACAACGGCUCCCAAACCAAGCAGCCAUAUCCUUCCCCGGCGCAAUCCCAGAGGUCGACUGGGGCACCCUCGACCUCCCCACCGACACCCUCAACCUCCAACAACCCGUCCCGCAAUCCUCGCUCUUCAACUUCAAUGAGUACGUCCCCACGCCGUCCGCCGCCAGUCAGGCGACUGCAAACACCCUCCUGCACCCGGGAAGCGAUGGGAGCAGUCCGAAUACGGCAGCGUAUGGGGCGUAUGGAGCGGCGACGGAUACUAGUCCGAUGGAUGUUAUGAAUGAGAUCGAUUGGGUAAGUGAGAAGUGUGGUGAUGGGAGGGGUGAGAGAUGCAUGCUAACGGUGAAAUAG